AUGACAGCCAUAACUUCUUCAGCAAGGGAUUUUCCCAUUACCCCUGCUGCAUAUUACAAGCUUGCAGUGAGGCUUGAAGCCAGUGAAGGCCUUUUCCCUUGCUUCAACACGCUUAUGGAGAUCAAAUCCUGCUCAACUGAGAUUGUCAAUUUCUUCCUCAAGGACCAGCAGACUUCUAUUGGCAAAGACUGUUGCCGUGCAAUUUAUGUCAUUACCCAUAAUUGCUGGCCUUCCAUGCUCACUUCCAUUGGUUUUAUCGCUGGGGAACUCGAUAUUCUAGGAGGCUAUUGUGAUGCAGCAUCUGUUCUUGCUGCUCCACCACCACCUCUUGAAGUAUAA
Messenger RNA from Alnus glutinosa, 339 nucleotides. RefSeq names its product egg cell-secreted protein 1.2-like. Gene Ontology annotation, biological process: double fertilization forming a zygote and endosperm. The transcript has a single exon. Lineage: Eukaryota; Viridiplantae; Streptophyta; Magnoliopsida; Fagales; Betulaceae. Bases 1 to 339 code for a protein of 112 amino acids. The record is from RefSeq and is a predicted model, not a curated record.